Molecule: messenger RNA, 2294 nt
Organism: Cyprinus carpio (common carp)
Lineage: Eukaryota; Metazoa; Chordata; Actinopteri; Cypriniformes; Cyprinidae
Gene: lmbrd2b
Product: LMBR1 domain containing 2b
Exons: 18
Biological process (GO): adrenergic receptor signaling pathway
Cellular component (GO): membrane
Source: RefSeq, a predicted model, not a curated record
AUUUGCACUCAUACACCAGAAGAAAAUAGGCCGCCGCCCAUAAGACGCGUCAGAGCCGUGACGUUUGUUUUCUGGAAAUCAGUGAAAUGUGGAUUUCCUCCAGUUAGGAGUGCGGUGUGCACUAUGAGCGGCGCGGCGCUGGGAAUAGAGAUAGUGGUUGUCUUUUUCCUGGCUCUCUUCCUCCUGCAUCGCUAUGGCGACUUCAAGAAGCAGCAGCGCAUGGUUCUCUUUGGCACACUGCUGGCUUGGUAUUUAUGCUUUCUCAUCGUCUUCAUUCUUCCUCUGGAUGUCAGCACGACAAUCUACAAGCAGUGUUUAAUUGAUCAUGAAGCACAUGCCCAGACGCCCUCAGUGAGCCCUGUCCUUUCAAACCAGACCACUCCAAAUACCUCCAUCUCACCCAGUAAAAACACCCAACAUGUGUGCUAUAAACCAUGGAGCUACAUUCCAGAUGGCAUCAUGCCUGUGUUCUGGAGGGUUGUUUAUUGGACCUCACAGUGUCUUACAUGGCUCCUUCUGCCAUUCAUGCAGUCGUAUGCUCGUUCUGGAGGAUUCUCCAUUACUGGAAAGAUCAAGACGGCCCUCAUUGAGAAUGCAAUCUAUUAUGGCACAUACCUUCUCAUCUUCGGCUCUCUUCUCAUCUACGUGGCUGUGCAUCCUCAGUGGCACCUCUCCUGGUAUGAGCUGCAAACCAUCGGCAUCACUGCGGCCAACACUUGGGGUCUGUUUCUUCUAGUGUUGCUGUUGGGCUACGGCCUGGUCGAGAUCCCUCGCUCGUACUGGGAGGCCUCGCGCCAGGGACACCUCCUCAUCAAGACUUACUUCAAAGCGGCCAAGCUCAUGACAGAGAAGGCAGAUUCAGAGGAGAACCUAGAAGAUGUCAUGGAGGAAGUGAGAAAAAUCAACGAAUCAAUCAAAUAUAAUCAUCCAUUGAGGAAGAACGUGGACACCAUUCUCCGAAAGUGUCCAGUUGAAUAUCAGGAGAAAAUGGGCAGGAACAUUGACGACUAUGAGGAUUUUGAUGAUAAACAUAACACAUAUCCCACUGAAAGAAGCCUUUCGAAACUACACAAGCAGGUGAUCUACGCAGUCCAGCGGCACAAUCGUACACGCGUUCAGUGGCAGAUAUUGCUGGAACAGGCUUUCCACCUUGAAGACGUUGCCAAGAAUGAAACCAGCACCUCUCGACAGUUUGUUCACAGCUUUGCCCCUCCAGAACCUGUAGGCUGGUUCAGACGCUACAUUUAUACUCCCUCAGUAGAGUGGUACUGGGAGUGUUUGCUAAAGCAGUGGUUUUACCGUAUACUGUCUGUGGUUCUGGCGCUCUUUUCGGUGGCUGUGGUUUGGUCCGAGUGCACUUUCUUCAGUACUCGUCCCGUUCUGUCACUCUUUGCUGUGUUUAUCCAGCUUGCUGAGAGAGAUUACAACUACCUGUACAUUGAGAUGGCGUGCUUCAUUACCAUCUUUUUCCUCUGCACCUGCGUCUACUCAACUGUGUUUCGCAUCCGAGUCUUCAACUACUACUACCUGGCCUCACAUCACCAAACCGACGCUUACAGCCUGCAGUUCAGUGGCAUGCUUUUUUGCCGCUUGACUCCCCCACUUUGUCUAAACUUCCUGGGACUGAUUCACAUGGAUUCUGCCAUAUCCCACCAAGCAAAGGAGCAGACGGCAUACACCUCUAUCAUGGGUUCUAUGCGCGUCCUAUCCUUCAUUGCCAACGGCUUCUACAUCUAUUACCCCAUGCUGAUCGUCAUUCUCUGCAUUGCUACAUACUUCAGGUUAGGAUUUUAAAUCAUUUCUUAUCUGUCUUUCCACAAGUUCACUGAACACAACGAAAUUACAUCAGACCACAUAAAACAAAACAAACACCUACAAAAAAGAGAAAGAAGAAAACGCCAAAGAAUAGAAGAUGGGGAGAGCAGGCGAAGAGAAUGGAGAGAGCGUUAUGCACAACGAGAUGAGAUUGCUGCCAGAAACCGGACUUCCAUGUCUGAGAUGAAGGAAACCAACUACGGCGAAACCCUAAAUUCAAACACAAACCGGCAGGCCAAGUACACCCGUAGUAGCAGCCAGACAGGACGAGACAGCAUUGAGUUGUUGCAGGACGCGGAGCCUUUGGACUUUAUUGAUGAAACACUCAACGAUGACCCUUUGCAAUCUGAACCUGGCAGACAUACCGGUGGAAGGUACCUCUCAAUGUCUUCUUCUCGAAGCCGAAUCUUUGAUGAUGUUUGAUGUUUCUCACUUUGGACAAAAACACUGUCAUGAGAAAAUAAGCCGAAUUUUACCUC